Messenger RNA from Sugiyamaella lignohabitans, 1848 nucleotides. RefSeq lists its product as uncharacterized. NCBI's taxonomy places the organism in Eukaryota, Fungi, Ascomycota, Dipodascomycetes, Dipodascales, Trichomonascaceae. Gene Ontology annotation, biological process: transmembrane transport. The record is from RefSeq and is a predicted model, not a curated record. The coding region runs from base 1 to 1848 and encodes 615 amino acids. The transcript has a single exon. Gene Ontology annotation, molecular function: transmembrane transporter activity. Gene Ontology annotation, cellular component: membrane.
AUGAGUCGCCGAGAUUCGGAUGCCAGAGACCCAUUGUCCACCAAUGGACUGCCUGUACUGGUAGGAGUAGAAGCACCUCCUAGACGGUCUCAGCGGAUAGGAAGCACCUCUUCAAACGGAUCGAAAAAAGUGACAUAUUCGAUUCGAGAGCGAUUGCUCGAUAAUGACCAGGAUGAUCUUAUCAGUGAAGCAUGUGCUUCGGAAAUAGCUGCUGGAGACGACGACGAUGAUGAUGACGACGAUAGUGGGGAUCCAUUGAGGUACGAGUUUCGAGCACUGCCUCGAAACCAGCGACCAUCGCCUCAUUUUGCCAUGUUAUGCUUAUUUUUGAUUAUUCUUGGCCAGGCUAUUAGUGUGACUUCACAUUUAGAUGCCAUUGUGUUAUUAAUAUGUCGUCACCAUUUUCCUGAAAAAUCAACUGGCUUGACGGUGCUGUCAGGAUCAACUUCUCCUCUAGAUGCUGAUCCUAGAUGCCGUCAGUCGAACAUUGCUGCUGCUGUAGCCACUUUUGCUGCCUAUCGAGGUGUUAUCAGUGGUGUUAUUGGCACCAUUGUAUCUCCAAGAGUAUGUGCAUUCUCCGAUAGAGUGGGAAGAAGGCCUUUACUUAUUUACACAGGACUCACUAUUGCUCUGGCCGAUCUAAUAAUGGUCGUCUGCUGCAAAUAUCCAAAUGUCAUGGACUAUAAAUGGAUUCUAGUUUCAGCAGUGCUAACUGGAUUCAGUGGAACCACUCUCGCAGGCUGUUUAUACUCUUCGUACUUUGCUGAUUGUAUCAGACCAACAGUGCGUCCCAAGUACUUUGCUUGGGUAGAAGCAUCUGUCAACACCGGAUUAGCUCUAGGGCCUGGUAUCGGAAGUAUGCUCCUCUUGAAGUUCAACUCAGUUCCCCUCGUGUUAUCCAUCACAUUUCUUGUUUCUUUGAUUUAUACCGCUACAGUGUAUUUCUGUGUCCCAGAAUCAAGAACCAUUAAAGCCAGAAGACAGUCUCAAACAGCCUAUACCAGUGCGAUAAAUGAGAGAAGACAAAGACAUUUAGAACGCGACUCCAGUCUCCUCGAGCAGUACCUGGAUGCCAUUAACGUAUUCAGACCACUGGCACAGCUGUCCUUCCCACAUAUUGACAGCAGAAGAGACCUUCACAAUGCCUGGUUAUUAAUUAUAAUUGUUACAGUUCCAUCUGGUCUUGGUGUGGGUUUGUCUCAACUCUUCGUCAUGUAUCCAGAAACUGUGUUUAAAUGGACAUCAGUCCAAACUGGGUACCUGUUAUCAAUGAUGGGCACUAUCAAGUCGUGUUCACUAGCAAUUGUUUUUCCCAGUUUUUACCGAAUACUGGAAUAUUUCUGGAAUGCCCGAGUAGACAAGCUCGAUAAAAUCGAUGCUGUGCUCGUUCGCGUAGGAAUUAUUGGCUACUCAAUUGGAUACUGUGGAGUAGCCUUGGCCCGCCAAGGGUCUAUUUUCACAAGUGGUAUUGCCACUGCCGACUUGUUCGUUGGUAUCUGGGCACCAGCACUCAAAAACGGUAUUAUCAAGUACGCAUCGAAGGACGAUGUUGGCGAGGUAUUUGGUGCAUUGGGCAUGCUAAUUCAGAUCUCCAGCAUCUUCUGUCCAUUUGUCUUCCUAACUGUAUUCAACAAAACCCUCACAACACGACCACAGCUUGUUUUUGAAAUUGUCGCUGUCACACUGGUCACUGUAUGUUUCCUGACGCUGCUGCUGCGACCAGGACGGACCCGUCACAACAACCGCUACAAACACCGCAAGAACCUCAUCCACAGCUGGCUCGACAGGCCCCACGAGACUGACAGUCUCUUGCGACGCGACAGCGCUUCGACCAGCUACAACACCUAG